Messenger RNA from Jatropha curcas, 4043 nucleotides. The record is from RefSeq and is a predicted model, not a curated record. Lineage: Eukaryota; Viridiplantae; Streptophyta; Magnoliopsida; Malpighiales; Euphorbiaceae.
AGCACUCACUCUCUUUCUCUCUCUCCUUGGGGUCUUUUGUUUUGCCUUGCCUUUUUCUCUUGGUAUAAAAAAGAGGGAAAAAUAAUGGCGGUUCGGUGUUCAUUGAUUGAGCCAAAAUAGAGAGAGAGAGAAAAAGAGAGAGGGGUAACGCAGCAGCAGUAAGUAGCAGCAGCAGCAGCAGAACCAUCACCUCCACCGCACUAUUUUCCAUUACUGGAAACAACUGCCCAAACCCAUAAAAUCCUCUCCUUAUAUAUAUAUAUAUAUAUUAAUAAACUUAUGUCUUUAUAUGGUUAUAGCUAUAUAUUCUUCUGUUAAGAUCUUUAAUAUAUGUUGAAAGCGGUUGCUAUUGCAUGUUCAUGUGGCUUCAACUUGCUCUGAAAUGCUCUGUACUUGAGUUUCUAACUUGUACUAUUUUGGGGUUUUGCUCGUGUAAUAAGAUCUAGGCUCUUUUUUUUUUGCUUGUGAAAGUUCCAAAGGAAUUAAUAUUUGGUGCUUUGAAGUGAGAUCUGUUGCUAUUUUACAAGUUUCGGAUUUUGGGUAUUUCUGGGUUUAUUUUCAAGUUGCUUAGUCUUUGAGCUUUGCUCAUCUGAUUGGUGAAAUCAUAUUAGAGAAGCACGCGUGUGGGAUUGUAGAGUUUGGAGCUGGAAUGUGGGUUACCAUUUGCUUGUGGUUGAAGAGUUUUGUUCAGUGAUUUGUGAAGUUGGGGGUCGAGGGUGAAGAAGAUAGCAAGCGGAUGUGGCUGAAAUCGAUCGUCUUUUGUAACAAUACCGGGUUCGGUUGAGGAUUCGGGAAGUGGGUUUUUCUGUUUUGGUUGUUAGAUUUCAAAUGAAGUUUCACAUUGAAUAUUAUUUGACUUCUGGGUUUCUUUAAAUUAGAAGCCUGAAUUCCUUAAUCUGGAUUGGUUUCUGAAGGGCAAGGGAGAAGGUGAAGGUAUGGUAUUGUGCAGAGAGAAGCAAGUGAAGAGAGUAAUUGUUGAUUGGUUUGGUAGGUUUAGUUUGGGGUUUAGUUGGUGUGGUUAAUAGUGGUUUUUGGAUCUUUUGGUUGUGGGUCUAAACGGAUUUUAAAGGUUGUGUUAAAUCUCUGUGAUAAUGAGGCUCGCUUCAGCUGGUUUUAAUCCACAAACCCAGGAAGCCUUAGCUGCAGAGAGCUCAACUCAGUUGAUACGGAUACUGGGAUUUUCUUUCCUCUAUUCUCUGCCUGUUAAUCAGUCAGAGGGCUAAUUCGGGGAGAAAAGGGUUUUGAAUUCUGAACUUUGGCAUGCAUGUGCGGGUCCUCUUGUUUCUUUACCUGCUGUUGGAAGCCGUGUUGUUUAUUUCCCCCAGGGUCACAGCGAGCAGGUUGCUGCAUCAACCAACAAGGAAGUGGACGCUCAUAUCCCUAACUACCCAAGCUUACCUCCUCAACUUAUCUGUCAGCUUCACAAUGUGACUAUGCAUGCAGAUGUUGAGACAGAUGAAGUGUAUGCGCAGAUGACGUUGCAGCCAUUGAGUCCUCAAGAGCAAAAGGAUACCUACCUUCCAGCAGAAUUGGGUACCCCCAGCAAACAGCCAACAAAUUAUUUUUGUAAAACUCUAACAGCAAGUGACACAAGUACUCAUGGAGGGUUCUCUGUUCCUCGGCGGGCAGCUGAAAAAGUGUUCCCUCCUUUGGACUUUUCCCAGCAACCUCCAGCUCAAGAGUUGAUUGCCAGGGAUCUGCAUGAUAACGAAUGGAAAUUCAGGCAUAUCUUCCGCGGCCAGCCCAAAAGGCAUCUCCUUACAACAGGUUGGAGUGUGUUUGUUAGUGCUAAAAGACUUGUUGCUGGGGAUUCAGUCCUUUUUAUCUGGAAUGAAAAGAAUCAAUUGUUGCUUGGUAUCCGCCGUGCCAAUCGUCCUCAGACUGUGAUGCCUUCAUCAGUCUUAUCUAGUGACAGCAUGCACUUAGGCCUUCUUGCUGCUGCAGCUCAUGCAGCUGCAACAAAUAGCCGUUUCACCAUAUUUUACAAUCCGAGGGCUAGCCCAUCAGAAUUUGUCAUACCACUGACCAAGUAUGUUAAAGCAGUCUAUCAUACUCGGGUUUCUGUUGGCAUGCGCUUUAGGAUGCUAUUUGAAACGGAAGAAUCUAGUGUCCGGCGCUACAUGGGCACAAUAACCGGCAUAAGUGAUUUAGAUCCUGUUAGGUGGCCAAAUUCACAUUGGCGCUCAGUUAAGGUUGGCUGGGAUGAGUCCACAGCUGGAGAGAGGCAACCAAGAGUUUCUUUGUGGGAGAUUGAACCACUAACAACAUUUCCAAUGUAUCCAUCUCCAUUCCCUCUGAGGCUUAAGCGACCUUGGCCACCUGGACUGCCCUCGUUCCAUGGAAUGAAGGAUGAUGAUCUGGGAAUGAAUUCUCCUCUUAUGUGGCUGCGAGGUGAUGGGGACCGUGGAAUUCAAUCUAUGAACUUUCAGGGACUGGGAGUCACACCAUGGAUGCAGCCAAGGGUUGAUGCUUCCAUGCUUGGUUUGCAAACUGACAUGUACCACGCUAUGGCUGCUGCUGCACUUCAGGAGAUGAGGGCUAUAGAUCCUUCCAAACCAUCAAAUACAUCCCUUUUACAAUUCCAGCAACAUGUGAAUCUCCCAAGCAGAACUGCUGCUUUGAUGCAGCCCCAGAUGUUGCAGUCAUCUCAGCCUCAACAGGCCUUUCUUCAAAGUGUUCAAGAAAACCAACAUCAGCCUCAGGCUCAAACUCAAACUCAGUCACACCUUCUUCAGCAACAAUUGCAGCACCAGCACUCACUAAGUACUCAGCAGCAGCAGCAGCCACUGCCACAACAACAGCAACUAGUUGAGCAUCAACAGAUUCAAAAUGUUGUCUCUUCCAUAUCCCAAUUUGCUUCAGCCUCUCAAUCCCAGUCACCACCAUUACAGGCCAUCUCUUCCCUGUGUCAACAACAGAGUUUUUCAGACUCAAACGGGAACCCUGUGACGAGCUCUGUCGUUUCUCCUUUGCACAGUCUCAUGGGUUCCUUUUCCCAGGAUGAAACAUCUCAUUUGAUGAACAUGCCUAGAACCAAUCCCUUAAUGACUUCUUCUGCCUGGCCAUCGAAGCGAGCUGCUGUUGAACCUCUUAUUUCUUCUGGAGCCCCACAAUGUGUUUUGCCACAAGUAGAACAGCUGGGGCCCCCUCAGGCAAACAUCUCUCAUAGUUCUGUUUCCUUGCCACCCUUCCCUGGCAGGGGUUGUUCUUUAGAUCAAGAAGGUGCUGAUCCACAGAGUCAUCUUCUGUUUGGUGUGAACAUAGAGCCCUCGUCUCUUCUACUGCAGAGUGGAAUGUCAGGUCUUAGGGGUGUUGGCAGUGAUAGUGAUUCCACAACAAUACCCUUCUCAUCUUCUAAUUACAUGAGUACUACAGGCUCUGAUUUCUCGCUCAAUCCAGCAAUGACACCUUCAAGUUGCAUUGAUGAAUCAGGCUUCCUGCAGUCCCCAGAAAAUGUGGGCCAAGUUAACCCACCAUCUAGAACCUUUGUCAAGGUUUACAAGUCAGGGUCCUUUGGUAGGUCGCUAGACAUUACCAAAUUUAGCAGCUACAACGAGCUGCGGAGUGAGCUCGCUCGCAUGUUUGGCCUUGAAGGCCAGCUGGAGGACCCUCUGAGAUCAGGCUGGCAGCUUGUAUUUGUUGACCGGGAGAAUGACGUGCUUCUCCUCGGUGAUGACCCCUGGCCGGAAUUUGUGAACAGCGUGUGGUGCAUCAAAAUACUAUCACCACAAGAAGUGCAGCAGAUGGGCAAACGUGGCCUAGAGCUUCUGAACUCAGUCCCAAUUCAGAGGCUUUCAAAUGGCAGUUGUGACGACUAUGCAAGCCGGCAGGACUCAAGAAAUUUGAGCACUGGUACAAUUUUGAAGACAUCUCUAAAUUAUGGAAAACAUUUCCAACACCACACCUAAGGUUGGAUGGUUAAUUUCAACUUGAUUUGUUCUCUAGGCAAGUGGAUUUUUAUCUUUUUAUGUUUAUUAUCAGAUUGUAUAUAUAUGUAUUUGCCUUUAAGACUCUAUAUUUUGAUAUAUUGAACUUUUGAAAAA